Messenger RNA from Delphinapterus leucas (beluga whale), 3096 nucleotides. The record is from RefSeq and is a predicted model, not a curated record. NCBI's taxonomy places the organism in Eukaryota, Metazoa, Chordata, Mammalia, Artiodactyla, Monodontidae.
CGGGGCUUGGCGGUGCGCAGAGCCUGACUGCGGCACCUUCGCCGCCGCUCCAGCCGCUGGGUCCUGCAGGUGUCCCGGGCCGCCCAGCUCCGCAGCGCCCCGCGCCCCCGGCCUUCCGCCUCGGCCCCGACCGCGGGGCAUCGCGACGCCCGGGCCCGGCGAUGAGCGCGAGGAGCCGCCAUGAGCGCAGACAGCAGCCCGCUCGUGGGCAACACGCCCGCCGGUUAUGGGACCCUGACGAUAGAGACAUCUAUAGAUCCCCUCAGCUCCUCAGUUUCAUCCGUGAGGCUCAGCGGCUACUGUGGCAGUCCAUGGAGGGUCAUCGGCUAUCACAUCGUGGUCUGGAUGAUGGCGGGGAUCCCUCUGCUGCUCUUCCGAUGGAAGCCCAUGUGGCGGGUGCGGCUGCGGCUCCAGCCGUGCAGCCUGGCCCGCGCCGAAACCCUCGUUAUCGAAAUAAGAGACAAAGAGGAUAGUUCGUGGCAGCUCUAUACUGUCCAGGUGCAGACUGAAGCCAUCAGCAAAGACAGCCUGGAGCUGCCCCCACAGACCCAGGCGGAGGACGGCCGGAGCCAGGCAGCUGUGGGGACACUACCAGAGGGGACAUGGAAGGACACCGCCCAGCUCCACAGGACCGAAGAGGCACAGCGGACGCUGCGCUACUACCUUUUCCGGGGCCAGCGCUAUGUCUGGAUCGAGACCCAGCAGGCCUUCUGCCGAGUCAGCCUGCUGGACCACGGCCGCACCUGUGACGACCUCCACUGCUCCAGCACCGGCCUCAGCCUCCAGGACCAAACCGUGAGGAAGACCAUCUACGGCCCCAACGUGAUCAGUGUACCAGUCAAGUCCUAUCCCCAGCUGCUGGUGGAUGAGGCACUGAACCCCUACUAUGGGUUCCAGGCCUUCAGCAUCGGGCUGUGGCUGGCUGACUACUACUACUGGUAUGCCCUGUGCAUCUUCCUGAUCUCCAUGGUCUCCAUCUGCGUGUCCAUAUACAAGACCAGAAAGCAAAGCCAGACUCUGAGGGACAUGGUCCAGCUGUCUGUACAGGUGUGCGUGUGCCGGCCUGGGGGAGAGGAGGAAUGGGUCGACUCCAGUGAGCUCGUGCCGGGAGACUGCCUGGUGCUGCCCCUGGAGGGUGGGCUGAUGCCCUGCGAUGCUGCCCUGGUGGCUGGCGAGUGCAUGGUCAAUGAGAGCUCUCUGACAGGGGAGAGCGUUCCAGUGCUGAAGACCGCCCUGCCGGAGGGACCGGUGCCCUACUUCCCAGAGACCCACCAGCGGCACACGCUCUUCUGUGGGACCCUCAUCUUGCAGGCCCGGGCCUUUGUAGGACCCCAUGCCCUGGCAGUGGUGACCCAGACAGGGUUCUGCACGGCUAAAGGGGCCCUGGUGAGCUCCAUCCUGCAUCCCCGGCCCAUCAACUUCAAGUUCUAUAAACACAGCGUGAAGUUUGUGGCUGCCCUCUCCGUCCUGGCUCUCCUCGGCACCGUCUACAGCAUCUUCAUCCUCCACCGCAACCACGUGCCUCUGGACGAGAUCGUGAUCCGGGCUCUGGACCUGGUGACGGUGGCAGUGCCGCCCGCCCUGCCUGCCGCCAUGACUGUGUGCACGCUCUACGCCCAGAACCGGCUGCGGAGCCAGGGCGUCUUCUGCACCCACCCGAUGCGCAUCAACCUGGGGGGCAAGCUCCGGCUGGUGUGUUUCGACAAGACAGGCACACUCACAGAGGACGGCUUGGACGUGAUGGGUGUGGUGCCCCUGAAGGGGCAGGAGUUCCUGCCGCUGGUCCCAGAGCCCCGCCGCCUUCCCAUGGGGCCCCUGCUCCGGGCACUGGCCACCUGCCACACCCUCAGCCGGCUCCGGGACACCCCAGUGGGUGACCCCAUGGACCUCAAGAUGGUGGAAUCUACUGGCUGGGUCCUGGAGGAGGGAUCAGCUGCAGACUCGACAUUUGGGACCCAGGUCUUGGCAGUGAUGAAACCCCCGCUUCAGGAGCUCCACCUGCAGGGCAUGGAGGAGCCCCUGGUGCCGGUCAGCAUCCUCAGCCACUUCCCCUUCUCAUCGGCUCUGCAGCGCAUGAGCGUGGUGGUGGCAUGGCCGGGGGCGGCCCGGCCCGAGGCCUGCGUCAAGGGCUCCCCCGAGCUGGUGGCAGGCCUCUGCGACCCCAAGACAGUGCCCACCGACUUCGCCCAGAUGCUGCAGAGCUACACAGCUGCUGGCUACCGCGUGGUGGCCCUCGCCAGCAAGCCGCUGCCCAUCGCACCCAACAUGGAAGCAGCUCAGCAACUGACAAGGGAUGCAGUGGAGUGGAGGCUGAGCCUCCUGGGGCUGCUAGUCAUGCAGAAUCUGCUAAAGCCACAGACGACACCCGUCAUCCAGGCUCUGCGGAGGACCUGCAUCCGCACCGUCAUGGUGACAGGGGACAACCUGCAGACGGCGGUCACCGUGGCCCAGGCCUGCGGCAUGGUGGGCCCCCAGGAGCGCCUGGUCAUCAUCCACGCCAACCCGCCUGAGCGGGGCCAGCCUGCCUCCCUCGAGCUUCUGCCAGUGGAGUCCUCUGCAGCCGUGAACGGGGCUCAGGAUCCUGACCAGGCCGCAAGCUACACCAUGGAGCCAGACCCCCGAUCCAGCCACCUGGCCCUCAGCGGGCCCACCUUUGGUGUCCUUAUGAAGCACUUCCCCAAGCUGCUGCCCAAGGUCCUGGUCCAGGGCACCGUCUUUGCCCGCAUGGCUCCCGAGCAGAAGACAGAGCUGGUGUGUGAACUACAGAAGCUUCAGUACUGUGUGGGCAUGUGUGGGGAUGGCGCCAACGACUGCGGGGCCCUGAAGGCGGCUGACGUGGGCAUCUCGCUGUCCCAGGCCGAGGCCUCAGUGGUCUCGCCCUUCACCUCGAGCGUGGCCAACAUUGAGUGUGUGCCCAUGGUCAUCAGGGAAGGUCGUUGUUCCCUGGACACGUCGUUCAGCGUCUUCAAGUACAUGGCCCUGUACAGCCUGACCCAGUUUAUCUCUGUCCUGAUCCUCUACACGGUGAGUAUCUGCAGGCCCCGUGCCGGGCCCGGGGCGGGGACCUCAGCAGCGCGGUGAGGAGGCCGGCAGGCU